Messenger RNA from Cryphonectria parasitica EP155, 417 nucleotides. Its product is annotated as HET-domain-containing protein. The annotation marks the transcript as partial. The record is from RefSeq and is a predicted model, not a curated record. The transcript has a single exon. NCBI's taxonomy places the organism in Eukaryota, Fungi, Ascomycota, Sordariomycetes, Diaporthales, Cryphonectriaceae.
GACAACCUCACCAUGGCAACUGACACGUUUGUAUAUGAGGCACUUUCUCACCCGAAGAGGGAAUUCAGGCUGCUGAAAAUCCAGACAUACAAUAGCGAGACCGCACCGUCCGUUCGAUGCGAACUCGCAAGCUUUCCCUUGGAUGAGGCGCCUCCAUACCACACCAUCUCGUAUACGUGGGGAGAUGACGAAGAUAAAGCACAACCGAUUCUUAUAUUAGUGAACGAUCGGCAGUUCAAGGCCCUCCCUAACAGUGAAGGCGCACUCAGACAGGCGUGGGCUUAUAACCGGGACCUUCAUAUUUGGAUCGACUCAAUUUGCAUCAACCAGCAGGAUAUCAGUGAAAGGAAUGCGCAGGUUUCGAUCAUGGGCCAGAUCUACAUGAAUUGCGAACAAGUAUUGGCUUGCGUGGGGGAU